AUGGCAGCUAAAGCUCUUCUUGUUAUUUGCGCUCAGGCUCUUCUCAUCCAGGCAUCGAUUGCCCAAUCCAUUUCAAGACUUUCUGGAAACUCCCUCGUCGACAACAUUGUGAUCGGCAGUGCCGCACCAAGCUAUGGCACCAUCAACUUAGGCGGCAGUGGCUUAGCUAGCGGAUUUGGCAGUAGUAGCUUAUACAGCGGCAGUUUGCUUGGCAGCAGUGGCUUAUCCAGCGGCAUAGUUGGCUCUGGCCUCGCCAACUCUGGCUCAAACUUGAUCAACGUUGGAGGAUCUGGUCUUACCGUAGCUUCUGGUGGACCUUUGAUCGUGACUGCUAUUUCGCCAAUCGGCCCGAGUGGUUUGGCUGUUGCCACUGAGAAUGCUAUCGAAGGAAUCUUGACUGUGAACGGCCAGUUGCCUUACUUGAGCGCUGUGGCGUUCGAAGGUGGCCUGCCAACGACUGGCUCUGGCGUGGCCACUUGCGGUUGUGGCAGUGGCACCGUUGGCAUCACCAGCGAAGGCUUCGCUAGAGGUCGAGGCAUAUUGUACUAA
This is a messenger RNA of Ostrinia furnacalis (Asian corn borer), 549 nucleotides long. RefSeq names its product chorion class B protein M2410-like. The transcript has 2 exons. The record is from RefSeq and is a predicted model, not a curated record. Gene Ontology annotation, biological process: chorion-containing eggshell formation; multicellular organism development. Gene Ontology annotation, cellular component: egg chorion. The coding region runs from base 1 to 549 and encodes 182 amino acids. Gene Ontology annotation, molecular function: structural constituent of egg chorion. Lineage: Eukaryota; Metazoa; Arthropoda; Insecta; Lepidoptera; Crambidae.